Messenger RNA from Lytechinus variegatus (green sea urchin), 1556 nucleotides. RefSeq names its product ferroptosis suppressor protein 1-like. Gene Ontology annotation, molecular function: flavin adenine dinucleotide binding; electron-transferring-flavoprotein dehydrogenase activity. The coding region runs from base 214 to 1341 and encodes 375 amino acids. The record is from RefSeq and is a predicted model, not a curated record. Lineage: Eukaryota; Metazoa; Echinodermata; Echinoidea; Temnopleuroida; Toxopneustidae. The transcript has 6 exons. Gene Ontology annotation, cellular component: cytoplasm.
AUCAAGUAUAUGUCUAGGUGAAAUGAUUCAGCAUAAUUAUUUCGGUGGUAGAAGUUUAAUCAAGCAUGCCUUAUUGUGAAGUACAGUGGUAAAGUAUACGCGGACCAAAAGAGGCCAUACUUAGGAAAUACAGCAUAGACCAAUGUUCAUUUGCAAGACUUUGAUAGGAGAUUGUACCUUGGAAGUCGAUUAGUUGGAGUUCACAAGAUCAUCAUGGGUUCUUCGAGCAGUAUCAAUGCUUUGCAGGAUAAGAAGGUGGUGGUGAUUGGAGCUAGCUAUGGUGGUAAUGCAGCAGCCAUGCCUCUGAGGGGAAAAUGCAAACUCAUCGUCAUAGACACCAGGGAAGCUAUGCAUCUCUCUAUCUCAUCGCUCAGAGCUGUGGUUGAACCAGAGUUUACGACCAAGACCCUGAUACCUUUGAAGGAUGUCUAUGGGGACUGUUUCAGAAGAGGAAAGGUGGUCCAGAUCAACCCAUCAGAGAAGACAGUCAGUCUGGAAGAUGGCACCAAGAUCUCCUAUGAUUACCUGAUCAUAGCCACGGGAAGCAGUAAUCCGUUCCCAGGAAAGAUCACCGAUGACACGUCCAACCAAGAAUGUCAUGAUCUCUACAAAGAUGCAUUUGAGAAGGUUAAAGCAGCCCAGAGGAUCACCGUCAUAGGUGGAGGAGCGAGUGGUGUGGAGCUCGCUGGUGAGAUUGCUACUGACUUCCCCAAGAAAGAUGUCACUUUGAUCCACUCUAGAGAUACCUUACUUGAAACAGCUGUCAGUCUGAAGCUUAGAAAUGUGGUGAAGAAGCAGCUUCUUGAUUUGAAAGUCAAUCUCGUCAUGGGCGAAAAGGUAUUAGACCUUGCUCAAAUACCCACAGACCUAUCAGGAGGAUUUCGUGAAGUUAAGACUGAUAAAGGAACGGUUGUACCUGCAGACCUUGUCUUCAUCUGUAUUGGGAUGACUGUUAACAAGAUGGCAUACGACGACAGUUUAGCUAGUGCAAUGGAUGAACGAGGUGCGCUUCGCGUGAAUCCAUACUUUCAAGUUGAAGGGUAUGAAGACAUCUUUGCGAUAGGAGACUGCUGUACAGCAAACCUCCAGAAGAUGGCCAAUAAAGCUAAGGCUCACGGUGAAUCAAUUGCAAGAAAUAUACCAAUGAAGGCUGAUGGCAAAGCAAUGAAACCUUACAAAUCACCCGGUGUCGUAUACGCUGUCUCUGUUGGUCGCAAUAAAGGAGCAAUCCAACUCGGCAACACCGUCAUCGGCUCUUGGUUCGUCAAGCGAAUCAAAGGCAAGGAUAUGUUUGCGAGUAGGCUGUGGAGUGAUGUUGGAUUAACUGUUCCCAAAUUAUAAAUUCAGAUAUGAUUUAAGUGCAUAUCAGUGUAAAAUGUUAUAUUUUGUAAUAUGCAUAUAUACGGUUUGAUAGUGUCUUUUGGAAGAGACUAACUAAAUGCUCUACAAAAACUGAAAUUUCCCUUCCAUCGUUUUUAUUCACUUUGCAGUCGAGUUAAUUUGACUCUACACUGUUAGAAAAAAUAAAAGAAGUUCCUGCAGCAGAGUCUCGAGAA